AUGGCCUUCAACCAUCCAGCCCAACAAUUAAUGUCCAAAAUAAUACUAACAAAGGUUGCUGAAGAGACGCAGAGGAAGAGGAAAGCUCUUGAGGAGGUGGGCAAUGGAGAAAAUGGUGGGAGUGUUGGCCUUGGUAUUGACGGCAUAAAUCCCAAAAACCCUCACAGCAAUUUCAGUGUCUUGGCUGAAGAACCGGUAAUGGGGUGGGGAGGAGGGGUGGUGGGUGGUUGUCUCUCAACAACAAAGGGAAAUCAAGGGGGAGGGGGAGAGGGUCUGGGUGGUUGUUGA
Molecule: messenger RNA, 288 nt
Organism: Prunus armeniaca (apricot)
Lineage: Eukaryota; Viridiplantae; Streptophyta; Magnoliopsida; Rosales; Rosaceae
Source: the annotation of a GenBank genome assembly